Amaranthus tricolor (Joseph's coat) is the source of this 1920-nucleotide messenger RNA. RefSeq names its product bifunctional aspartate aminotransferase and glutamate/aspartate-prephenate aminotransferase. Gene Ontology annotation, biological process: biosynthetic process. Lineage: Eukaryota; Viridiplantae; Streptophyta; Magnoliopsida; Caryophyllales; Amaranthaceae. The transcript has 11 exons. Gene Ontology annotation, molecular function: catalytic activity; pyridoxal phosphate binding. The coding region runs from base 211 to 1632 and encodes 473 amino acids. The record is from RefSeq and is a predicted model, not a curated record.
CCUAUGGUAUUUCACUUCCACCUACCAAAACCACUAUGGAAAUAAUAAAACAACACCUAACCCCCAUUACCUUGUCACUCUUUCCUCCUCAACUUAGCUUCCUAUCUUCUUUUCCCUAACUUCCCAUCUCUUCUGCUCAAUCUAAGUCAAUUUAUAUCUUUCUAGCGGUGAAUCACCCGAGUCUAUAUUGGUGGAUCCGACCCUGUAACUAUGCAACUCCAUGGAUGCUCCGCAACCCUUUCCCAGCAAUCUCACCGCCAUUGCAUUGUUCAAGAUGCUUCCUUUUUUCAUCAAUUUCGACCUGCUUCCUUCUCUUCUUAUUUCCAAUCAUCGACCAGAAGAGAAAUGACUUUUCCCCGAUUAAGUGUCAUAGUGAGAUCUCAAAGCAGUUCAGAUCCUAUGGAACUUGAUAUCUCAUUGAGUCCCAGGGUUAACUCAGUUAAGCCGUCCAAGACUGUUGCUAUAACCGACCAAGCGACUUCCCUUGUACAAGCUGGUGUGCCAGUUAUUAGAUUGGCUGCAGGAGAGCCUGACUUUGAUACCCCAUCGGUCAUAGCUGAGGCUGGCAUUAAUGCUAUCCGUGAAGGUCAUACGAGAUACACUCCAAACGCUGGAACCCUAGAACUCCGCACUGCCAUCUGCCGUAAACUUAAAGAGGAAAAUGGAAUUUCUUAUUCGCCAGACCAGAUUUUAGUGAGUAAUGGAGCCAAGCAAUCAAUUCUUCAAGCAGUGCUUGCUGUUUGUUCACCAGGCGAUGAGGUUGUAAUUCCUGCUCCUUAUUGGGUUAGUUACCCGGAGAUGGCGAGAUUGGCGGAUGCGACUCCGGUGAUCGUUAACACUCAAGUAUCUAACAAUUUUUUAUUAGACCCGAAACAUCUGGAGUCAAAACUCAGUGAGAAAUCAAGGCUUUUAAUUCUAUGUUCCCCAUCCAACCCUACUGGUUCUGUUUACCCUAAGGAACUUCUUGAAGAAAUUGCCGCAAUAGUGGCACGACAUCCACGCCUUCUGGUCUUGUCUGAUGAAAUAUACGAGCAUAUUAUAUAUUCACCGGCAAAGCAUACUAGCUUUGCUUCAUUACCGGGAAUGUGGGAGAGGACGUUGACUGUCAAUGGCUUUUCCAAGGCCUUUGCUAUGACCGGUUGGCGACUUGGAUAUAUUGCCGGUCCUAAACACUUUGUUGCUGCAUGUGGAAAGAUCCAGAGUCAGUCUACGUCUGGUGCCAGCAGCAUAUCCCAGAAAGCGGCAGUUGCUGCACUCGGAAUGGGCAAGGCUGGCGGAGAGGCAGUAGCAACAAUGGUCAAAGCGUUUCGAGAGAGACGUGAUUUCCUAAUCAGAGGAUUCAGUGAGUUAGAUGGUGUCAAGAUAUCAGACCCACAGGGAGCUUUCUAUCUGUUCCUAGAUUUCAGCUCUUAUUAUGGUUCAGAAGCUGAAGGGUUUGGUGUCAUAAAUGGGUCGGAAUCGUUGUGUCGUUAUCUCCUCGACAAAGCUCAGGUUGCGCUAGUUCCGGGAGAUGCUUUUGGGGAUGACAGUUGCAUACGAAUUUCGUAUGCAGAAUCACUAUCUACACUUGAGCAAGCCAUGGAGAACAUCAGGAAUGCUAUUCUUCAGCUCAAAAUUCCAGUGUCUGUUUAAAGCCUACUUUUUAUAAAACUACCAUUUACACAAGUACCAUUUUCCUAUAGUGUCAUUUAAACAUUAAAUUUUUAUUAAAUUGUUUUAAAAAUUAAUAAAAAAGAAAGAGUUGUCUUUGUGUUUUAUAUGUGAUGUGUCUUGACUCUUGAGUAAUUAGCUAAAUUAAAGUUUAGGGAAAGGUCGUCUAUGAAUAACGAACUUCCUUGUAACAAAAUAAUGCUUUUUUUCUCUACUUAUUGUAGAGAUUUGGUUUUCACUAAUAGAUCGAUAAUGCUUUCUUUUACUUGA